AUGCUGAAGAACCUUUCCCAAUCCCUCCUGCUUUUGGCGGCUUUCAUAACCUCCGUCCCAGCCGCGCCAUCACCAUACCCUGGAAAAUGGGGGAAAGGACACCUCCACCCCGAAGGAGCUCGAGCGAUAUACUUCAUCACCAAUGAUGCCAGUAACUCUGUAGCAGCAGUGCCGGUUGCCUCGAACGGCCUGCUAUCUGAAGGCAGCCUGACUCCGACUGGAGGUGAAGGGGGAAACAGCAUCAGCGGAGCCACGAAUCAGCCUGCAGCUCCUGACGCUUUGAUUUCGCAGUCCUCUGUGACAAUCGCUGGAAAUAAUAUCUUCGCCGUCAACGCAGGUAGUAAUACCUUGUCAAUGCUGUCAAUUGAUCCGCAGGACCCAACGAAGCUCACCUUGAUCGGUGCUCCUGCCAGUCUCCCGGGUCAAUUCCCCAACACUGUCGCUGCGUCAGCAAACAACCAACUGGUCUGUGUCGGCACCACCGGCGUUACCAAUGGUGUCUCCUGCUCGUCUUUCUCCCAGAAAGGACUCGGCGCAAUGGACAGCCUGCGCUCGUUUGACCUUGUCCAGACAACUCCACCUGUCGGUCCGACGAACACGGUGUCGCAACUGUUCUUCUCUGAGGACGAGUCUCACCUGUUCGCGACCGUCAAGGGCAAUCCUGCAAUCAACACCACAGGGUUCUUCUCGGUGUUCCCUGUCGAAGGAGGCAAUUGGCGCGUGAAACCAAGUCUUUCAACGGUGGACACUCGCAGCUCACCAGCAGGAACGGCUGUCCUGUUCGGCUCGGAAAACAUCCCUGGGACUUCGAAUGUUUUUGUGACAGACGCAUCCUUUGGCGGCGCCGUUGUGUCGGUGGACGCGAUAAGCGGCACAGCGUCAACUGUGGCGAAGCAGGUCAUUGCGGGUCAAAUUGCCACCUGCUGGGCGACGAUUUCUCCCGUGACUGGGACUGCAUUCGUCGCCGACGUGGGGGUGAAUCGUCUGGUGGAGAUGAGCUUGUCAGAUGCCAGCAUCGUUUCAAUCCUGGACCUGUCAGCAAAUGGAGAUCCUGGACUUGUCGACUUGGAAGCCGCAGGCAACUUCAUCUAUGCUCUAUCUCCAGGCAACGGAACCACGCCUGCAGCAGUGACGGUGCUGGAUGUCUCGGGAGGUCCGGGGUCAGCAAAGCAGGUUCAGCAUUUCCAAUUGGCUGCCAUGGGUGUCGACAAGAAUGCGCAAGGUAUGGCAGUUUUUUGA
Messenger RNA from Fonsecaea multimorphosa CBS 102226, 1239 nucleotides. RefSeq lists its product as uncharacterized. Lineage: Eukaryota; Fungi; Ascomycota; Eurotiomycetes; Chaetothyriales; Herpotrichiellaceae. The transcript has 2 exons. The coding region runs from base 1 to 1239 and encodes 412 amino acids. Gene Ontology annotation, molecular function: protein binding. The record is from RefSeq and is a predicted model, not a curated record.